This is a messenger RNA of Salvelinus fontinalis (brook trout), 6367 nucleotides long. RefSeq names its product SRSF protein kinase 1-like. The record is from RefSeq and is a predicted model, not a curated record. Bases 95 to 2173 code for a protein of 692 amino acids. Gene Ontology annotation, molecular function: protein kinase activity; ATP binding. The transcript has 15 exons. Gene Ontology annotation, biological process: spliceosomal complex assembly; regulation of mRNA processing; protein phosphorylation. NCBI's taxonomy places the organism in Eukaryota, Metazoa, Chordata, Actinopteri, Salmoniformes, Salmonidae.
GCGUUUAAUCUGAAGGUUUCCUCAUUGCCAUACGAGAGUGACGUCGUCGUUUGUGCUGCUGGCAGAACGAAGGUCUCUGAACUACCGGAUCAACAUGGAGAGAAAAGUUCUAGCACUUCAAGCAAGGAAGAAGAGGGCGAAAGCAAAGAAGUCGAGCAAGAAACAACCAGCCCACCCCAGGGGGGCAGCACCACAGCAGCAGCCCCAGCCAGAGGCUUCUCCCCAGGAGCCAGAUGAGCCUGAGGAGAUCCUAGGAUCUGAUGAUGAGGAGCAGGAGGACCCCAAUGACUACUGCAAGGGUGGCUACCACCAUGUAAAGAUAGGAGACCUGUUCAAUGGGAGGUACCAUGUGAUCAGGAAGCUGGGCUGGGGACACUUCUCCACUGUGUGGCUGGCCUGGGACAUCCAGGUGAAGAGGUUUGUGGCUAUGAAAGUGGUGAAGAGUGCAGAGCAUUACACAGAGACGGCUGUAGAUGAGAUCAAACUGCUCAGUUCUGUGAGAAACACGGACCCUGACGAUCCCAAGAGGGAGAUGGUGGUUCAGCUACUGGAUGAGUUCAAGAUCUCCGGCGUCAACGGGACUCAUGUGUGCAUGGUGUUUGAGGUGCUGGGGCACCACCUACUGAAGUGGAUCAUCAAGUCCAACUACCAGGGUCUUCCUCUGCCCUGCGUCAAGACCAUCAUACGACAGGUUCUCCAGGGGUUGGACUACCUUCACACCAAGUGUGAGAUCAUCCACACUGACAUCAAGCCAGAGAACAUCCUGUUGACGGUGAAUGAGCCAUACGUGAGGAGGUUGGCCGCGGAGGCUACGGAGUGGCAGAAAGCAGGGGCUCCCCCACCCUCAGGGUCCGCAGUCAGCACAGCUCCAGCUCCAAAAGCAACGACCAAAAUGUCCAAGAACAAGAAGAAGAAAUUAAAGAAGAAGCAGAAGCGUCAGGCGGAGCUGUUGGAGAAGUGCAUUCUGGAUCUGGAAGAGAUGGAGAAGGCUCCGGAGAGGGAGGAGGAGGAGGAUGAUGAUGAAGAGGAUCCGGAGUCUCCCGUAUCUCCCAAGCAGCAGCGGCCAUAUUGUGCUCCUCUCAGACAGGUCUCCUUACAGGAAGUAGCCAGCCAAGACACAGCAGGAUGCAUUGCGGGUGCAGAGGUGACGCGGUUAGGACCAGAAGGGAUAAUAACAGACGCAGAAGUGAACUGUAACGGCCUUCAUCCUGAGGAAGAGGACGAUAAAACGGAGGAGAGGAAGGCACAGUGGAGAGAGCAAGACCAACACAACGGUAACGUAGACCAAACAGAGGAUUGUCCUCUUCUUCAGGAGUCUCCUCAACCCGUGUAUAACGGCCUGGUGUCCCCGGAUACCCCAGAGAGUGAGGAGGAGAGUGGAGCUCUGACCUGGAAGGUGGCUGAAAUAAAGACUAAAGCAUCCGAGUCUGAGACGAAAAGCUUUGAUGGCCAGGAGGAGCUAUCGCCAGAGGAGCAGAAGAAUCAGGAAAGGAGUCAAGUAGAAGUGACAGAGGAGGCGCAGGGCAGGAGUUGGAAGGAGCAGAACAGGAGUUGUGGGGAGGAGGAGGUGCUGGAGAACGCCCAGUUUGGAGAACAGGAGAGUCUGAAGGAUGCCAAACUAGCAGCGGGGAACCUCCUGGUGAACCCCCUGGACCCACUCAACGCAGACAGACUGAAGGUCAAGAUAGCGGACCUGGGAAACGCCUGCUGGCUGCACAAGCACUUUACGGAAGACAUCCAGACGAGACAGUACCGUUCUCUAGAGGUGCUUAUAGGGUCUGGCUACAACACACCAGCUGACAUAUGGAGUACAGCCUGCAUGGCGUUUGAGCUGGCCACUGGGGACUACUUGUUUGAGCCCCAUUCCGGGGAAGAUUACUCCAGGGACGAAGACCACAUUGCAUUGAUCAUUGAGCUGCUGGGGCAAGUCCCACACAAACUCGUAACAGCUGGGAGAUAUUCCAAGGAUUUCUUCACCAAGAAAGGGGACCUGAAGCACAUCACCAAGCUGAAGCCCUGGGGGUUACUAGAGGUGCUGCAGGAUAAGUACGAGUGGUCCAAAGAGGAGGCUGAUUGUUUCGCUGACUUCCUCCUCCCCAUGCUGGAGCUGGUACCAGAGAAGAGGGCCACGGCCGCAGACUGCCUGCGCCAUCCCUGGAUCGCCCCCCAGUGACGGCCCCCAGUACUGCAAUACAAAACACCUAGGGCCUCUUCAGUAGGCAAACGUUUUUGAAUGUUGCAGCUAAUUUGAAUGACUGGAGCUGACUUAUCUCUUUUUUUUAACUUGUCAUUGAGGCAUGUUUGUUCUCCGUUACGUUCGUUCCAUAACGUUUUGCCCUGCUGAAUGCGGCCCGGUUUGCCCCUGAUGAAACCUUCCAACCACUGCAAUGUAAAAACCCGGGGCUAUGUUCAGGAGUAUGUAACAUUACUGAACGUUCAGAUAAAAAUGUAUGGUGUCGAACACAUGAUCAUCUGUCAGAGUAGGGAAUUGUGUCUGCUCUUUUCAUUACAUUUCUAUCUGCAAUAUUCAAUUUUGACAUUUUAGUCAUUUAGCAGACAUUCUUAUCCAGUGUGUCUGCUGCUAGACCAGUGUUUCCCAACUCCGGUCCUCCAGUUCCCCCAACAGCCCAACUCCGGUCCUCCAGUACCCCCGACAGCAGCCUUUUGUUGUAGACCUGGACAAACCUACCUGAUGCAGCUCAUUGAGGACCUGAUGAAUAGUUGAAUCAGGUGUGCUUAUCUGAGAAUGUGUACUCUGGUGGAGUUAGGAAAUACUGUGCGAAAUGACUCCAAAUGUGAAAGUAGCGUUUCACGUCCCUGAAUUACAACCCUAGAUGUAUACCCUCUAGUGGAGGCAUCUGGCCACUGGGAUGCAAAUUAAACCUCUUACAAGAGACUUGUUGCAACAGAUCACUUUCCAAUUGGAUCAUCUGAGAUGGCUAUUUAUUUUUGGUUUGUAUUCUUACAUUUUGUUAUUAUUAUCAUCAUCCUAUAUUUGUUUCUCCUUUUUUUUUUGUACUGAUGUUUAAGAAGCCAGUAGACAACAUUGACCAUAAACCAAUCAUUUUGGUGUUCCAGAAUUCUGUGCUCUGUACACUUCUCACCCAUAUACACUAUAUAUACAAAGUAUGUGGACACCCUUUCAAAAUUAGUGGAUUCGGCUAUUUCAGCCACACCCGAUGCUGACAGGUAUAUAAAAUCAAAGCGCGCAGCCAUGCAAUCUCCAUAGACAAACAUUGGCAGUCGAAUGAAUGGCCUUACUGAAGAGCUCAGUGACUCAACGUGGCACCGUCAUAGGAUGUCAUUUUUUUCCAACAAGUCAGUUCGUCAGAUUUCUGCCCUACUAGAGCUGCCCCGGUCAACUGUAAGUGCAGUUAUUGUAGAAAUGUCUUGGAGCAACAACGGCUCAGCCACGAAGUGGUAGGCCACACAAACUCACAGAACAGGACCACCGAGUGCUAAACCGCGUAAAAAGCAUCUCUCCUUGGUUGCAACACUCACUACCGAGUUCCAAACUACCUCUGGAAGCAACGUCAACUCCAUAUUUAAUGGUUUUGGAAUUGAGAUGUUCGUUGAGUAGGUGUCCACAUACUUUUGGUUAUGUAGUGUAAGAUAACUUGUGAUUCCCACCACCAUCUUGCUUUGUUCUACCCCAGCACAAGACCCUGGAGCAGAACAAGAUCAAGGAACUGUAGUCACUAGUGCCCUCCACCACUUUUGUAACCCUGUCUCUGUCAUCUAACUUGAUACCACUUGGUUUUUUCCUCUGAUAAAGGCAAAGAGUACAAAUGUGUUACAAAACAAAAUGCCUUAUGGGUAAAGGUGUAUUAGGAAGUUGCACAGAAGGCAAACGAACAUGAACGAACAUGUAGGUUGCAGUCUGCUCUUUUCUGACUGAACUAUUUCUACUUCUAAACAGGAAAUACCUUAGAGGACUGUCUAGCUGUUCCGAUCAGUAAAACUCACACCACCUUGUUUGUACAGAAUCCGUUAUUCUACUACCUUGUCAUUGAUUCAUUCUCAUCGGAUUAGAGACUGGUUUUCUCAUGUUUUGUGGGUUUCAUUAAGUAAUAUUAUGUUCUUAAGAGCCCCAUCCAAAAUAAGAGAUUUUGAGAGAAAAAAUAAAAUUGUGUGUGUAUAUAUACCUGUACCAAAGAGUUUGCCUUGUUCUGUAUAUUACAGCCAUGUACAGUUUUUAACAAAUCCUAGGAUGUGUCUGAAAUCGCACCCGCUUCCCUUUACAGUGGAUUCGGAAAGUAUUCAGACCCCUUCACUUUUUCCACAUUUUAUGUUACAGCGUUAUUCUAGAAUGGAUUCAAUUUGAAUUUUUCCCUCGUCAAUCUACACACAAUACCCCAUAAUAACAAAGCGAAAAUAGGUUUAAGAAAUGUUUUCACAUUUAUUUAAAAUAAACGAUCAAAUUUACGUAAGUAUUCAGAUCCUUUUCAGUACUUUGUUGAAGCACCUUUGGCAGCGAUUAUAGCCUCGAGUCUUCUUGGGUGUGACGCUACAAGCUUGGCACACCUGUAUUUGGGGAGUUUCUCCCAUUCUUCUCUGCAGAUCCUCUCAAGCUCUGUAAGGUUGGAUGGGGGAGUGUUUUGCAGCACAGCUGUUUCCAGGUCUCAAGGACAUUCAGAGAGUUGUCCCGAAGCCACUCUUGCGUUGUCUUGGCUGUGUGUGUAGGGUUGUUGUCCUGCCAUUCAGGCCAAAUAGUUCAAUCUUGGUUUCAUCAGACCAGAGAAUCUUGUUUCUCAUGUUCAGAGUCCUUUAGGUGCCUUUUGGCAAACUCCAAGCCGGCUGUCAUGUGCCUUUUUACUGAGGAGUGGCUUCUCUUUGGUCAUUCUACCAUAAAGGUCUGAUUGGUGGAGUGCUGCCGAGAUGGUUGUCCUUCUGGAAGAUUCUCCCAUCUCUACAGAGGAACUCUGGACUCUUGUCAGAGUGACCAUCGAGUUCUUGGUCACCUCCCUGACCAAGGCCCUUCUCCCCUGAUUGCUCAGUUUGCCAGGGCGGCCAGCUCUAGGAAGUGUUGGUGGUUCCAAACUUCUUCCAUUUUAAGAUUGAUGGAGGCCACUGUGUUCUUGGGGACCUUCAAUGCUGCAGACAUUCUUUGGUACCCUUCCCCAGAUCUGUGCCUCGACACAAUCCUGUCUCGGAGCUCUACUGACAAUUCCUUCGACCUCAUGGCUUGGUUUUUGCUCUGACGUGCACUGUCUACUGUGGAACCUUAUAGACAGGUGUGUGCCUUUCCAAAUCAUGCUUUAUCAAUUGAUUUUACUACAGAAGGACUCCAAGUUGUAGAAACAUCUCAAGGAUGAUCAAUGGAAACAGGAUGCACCUGAGCUCUAUUUUGCGUCUAAUAGCAAAGGGUCUGAAUACUUAUGUAAAUAAGGUAUUUCAGUUUUUUAUUUUUAAUACAUUUGCAAAAAUGUCUAAACCUUUUUUUGCUUUAGUAUUAUGUGGGAUUGUGUGUAGAUGAGGAGAAACAUUUAUUUAAUACAUUUUAGAAUAAGGCUGUAACGCAACACUCAAGCAUCUGCAGAGAAGAAUGGAAGAAACUCCCCAAAUACAGGUGUCCCAAGCUUGUAGCGUCACACCCAAGAAGACUCGGCUGUAAUCACUGUCAAAGGUGCUUCAACAAAGUACCGAGUAAAGGGUCUGAAUACUUAUGUACAUGUGAUAUCAGUGUUUAUAUUUUAAGACAUUUGAAAACAUUUCUAAAAACCUGUUUUUGCUUUGUCAUUAUGGGGUAUUGUGAUGUCAUUAUGGGGUAUUGUGUUUAGAGAGAUGAGGGGGGAAAAAUCAAUUUAAUCCAUUUUAGAAUAAGGCAUCAACGUAACACAAAUGUGGAAGAAGUCAAGGGGUCUGAAUACUUUCCAAAUGCACUGUAUAGUGCACUCCAUGGGAAGAAAGGUGCAAUUUGGAACAGACCCUACUCUGUCUUAGCUAAAAUGAUUUAGCUGGGUAGUGAUGUUUUAAUGACGCGUGUGCAAGUGUGCUAGAUCUUUUGUACGCAUGUCCAUCAGCUGUUAAAUGGCACUGUCUCCUAGAGGUCUGAACCAAGAGCUGUAUAUCACACCAUUUUUCUUACAUGAAUGUCACUGAUUUGGCUUACCUUCCCAGGGUUACCCACUUGGUCAUUGGGUAAAAAUAUAUUCUUUUCUGGAACUACUACAUGUACCCAUCUCAUUGUUAUUAAAUUAUUAGAGAUGCACAUUGUUUUUUUUUCACCCACCAUGCAUCAUGUGCGCAAUGGUCAUGUGAGGUGAAAUGUGUAUUUUGGGAUGUGAAGCACUCCGUUUGUUUGACCUGACGAAGAUCUGUUUUGGAUGGAAGCGUUGUCAAUAAAGAUGUGUAUUGGGAGCUUUAA